Messenger RNA from Eruca vesicaria subsp. sativa (arugula), 201 nucleotides. Lineage: Eukaryota; Viridiplantae; Streptophyta; Magnoliopsida; Brassicales; Brassicaceae. The record is from the annotation of a GenBank genome assembly.
AUGGCCUCUUUCGACGACGGAGACUUCCCCGCUCAUACCGAUUCUCCCUCCCAACAGGACGAUUCCUUCAUAAGCAUUACUGGAAAAAGCAGUUGCAGAGCUUACCCUGCGGUCCUAAACCCGGAGGUUGCUGCUGCUGCUGCCCCGGGAGAGGAGGGUGAGAAACAUGUCGCUGAGGAUGAGGGAGCCAAGGCAGAGUGA